AGCCACACCGACGUAUUACUGCCCCGCUCCCUUUGUUCUCUCCGGGUGUUGGUGAUACUGCUGAGGUGAUCUUCACACAUCUACCAAAACGCGAAUACCUGGAUGAUAGCAAUUUUCGUUCCGACCGUAGUCAAACGUCCUUUCGACCAGCCAGUCAAAUAAUCCCUCAGCGUCGGCCGAUUCACGCGAAAGAUCGUCGAGAUGUUUCCCGAGCCGAGGCAGAUCGCUUACAUGCGGCCCGCCUCGCUUGCCUAUUGGCCACGGAAGCAGCCGUGGAAAAUGCCAGACAACGAGUGUUAGAGCAGCGCGAAGCCAAACUGUCCGAGCUCCGAUCUCGUAUGCAAACAAGACACCAGCAAGCGGAAGCAAGAAGAAAGGCAUUAGAGCAAGCUGAAAAGGAAAGAAUUGCUCAAAUCGCUAAACGUCAUCAUCGGGCCACUAUCGCACACCCUCCAGGCCAGUAUCACGUACAGUCUGCUCGUUUGGGCUUUCAAACUCGAUCACUUCGAGUCCCGCUCCGUCCACACACAGCUCUGAACAUUCGAGCCACCCAAUCCGAACGUCGUUCCGUUGUCGCUUUCGGAUCUACCACACCACGCACGGUCUGUUUUACCAGUCGUGAACUGCAGGCGAUGCAUCAGAUGAACAGUAACAGCGUGCAUGUGGAUCAACGAUCCACCUUGGACUACCUGUCAGACACGAAUUCAUGCAGCCUGUCCACUUUCGACUCCUAUCGGUCGCGGAAACGUCAAAAUCCGAUUCCCGGUCAAUCCACUGGUCAAUUUAUGUUAAAAGAUAAUCCGAAAAUGAUCCGUUCAUCCUACAGUCGGUCACCUCAAAGUGCGCACUAUUUAUCCAAUGUGACAGAAUUCAAUGGCAAUGCAAUCAGGACCGGACCAGUCAUGAGUCGUAUGAAUCGUAUUUCAGGUGAGUAUGGUAAAACAUUUUUGUCCACCGAAAGUUUUUUUUGA
This is a messenger RNA of Echinostoma caproni, 971 nucleotides long. NCBI's taxonomy places the organism in Eukaryota, Metazoa, Platyhelminthes, Trematoda, Plagiorchiida, Echinostomatidae. The record is from the annotation of a GenBank genome assembly.